UAUCAAAGUCGGUGAGAGAACCAGCGGCUCGAGGUAUUCCGGUCGUUUCUGUUCACUCCAACGGCCAUGAUGUUGAGUGCCGUAUCAAAGGCAGCGGCUGGUGCCCUCAGGGCAGUAAAACCCACUUUAAUCCAAAAUGAAGUCACCAAAGCAACAGCCGCACUAUCCGUCAACCGACGUGACUAUGCAGCGAAGGCAGCGACCCAGCCAAAAGCUGGCACAGUAACUGGCAGAAUCGUAGCUGUAAUUGGAGCUGUGGUUGACGUUCAGUUCGACGAUGCCCUCCCCCCAAUUCUGAACGCCCUGGAGGUUCAGAAUCGAUCUCCACGUCUUGUCCUGGAGGUUGCCCAGCAUUUGGGUGAGAAUACCGUGCGUACAAUCGCCAUGGACGGUACAGAAGGUCUCAUCCGAGGUCAACCAGUCCUGGACUCUGGAUUUCCCAUUAGAAUUCCAGUGGGUGCUGAGACCCUGGGACGAAUUAUCAACGUAAUCGGUGAACCAAUUGACGAGCGUGGUCCAGUGAACACUGACAAACUCGCCCCCAUUCACGCAGAUGCACCAGAAUUCGUGGAUAUGAGUGUCGAGCAGGAAAUCCUUGUGACUGGUAUCAAAGUUGUGGAUCUCCUGGCUCCCUACGCCAAGGGAGGAAAGAUUGGUCUGUUUGGAGGUGCUGGUGUGGGUAAAACUGUCCUCAUUAUGGAGCUCAUCAACAAUGUUGCCAAGGCACAUGGUGGAUACUCUGUAUUUGCUGGAGUUGGGGAGAGAACUCGUGAGGGAAAUGAUCUGUACCACGAGAUGAUUGAGUCUGGUGUUAUUUCACUCAAGGAUAAAACCUCGAAGGUCGCCCUUGUAUAUGGACAGAUGAAUGAACCACCUGGUGCCAGGGCUAGGGUUGCCCUCACAGGACUCACUGUUGCUGAGUACUUCAGGGAUCAGGAAGGACAGGAUGUGUUGUUAUUCAUUGAUAAUAUCUUCAGGUUCACUCAGGCUGGUUCUGAGGUAUCUGCCCUUCUGGGUCGUAUUCCAUCGGCUGUAGGAUAUCAGCCCACUCUGGCCACUGACAUGGGUACCAUGCAGGAGCGCAUCACCACCACCAAGAAGGGUUCCAUCACUUCGGUGCAGGCCAUUUAUGUGCCAGCUGACGAUUUGACUGAUCCAGCUCCAGCCACUACCUUCGCCCAUUUGGACGCCACCACUGUGUUAUCACGUGCUAUUGCUGAGCUUGGAAUUUAUCCAGCUGUCGAUCCCCUUGACUCUACAUCUCGUAUUAUGGAUCCCAAUAUCAUUGGGCCAGAGCACUACAAUAUCGCUCGUGGUGUACAGAAGAUUCUCCAGGACUACAAGUCCCUUCAGGAUAUCAUUGCUAUCUUGGGUAUGGACGAAUUGUCUGAGGAGGACAAACUCACUGUUGCACGUGCUAGGAAAAUCCAGAGGUUCCUCUCUCAGCCAUUCCAGGUCGCUGAGGUCUUCACUGGACACGCAGGAAAGCUGGUGCCCCUCCCAGAGACGAUCAAGGGAUUCCAGAAGAUCCUAGGUGGUGAGCUCGAUCACCUGCCAGAGGUGGCCUUCUACAUGGUGGGGCCCAUCGAAGAGGUCGUCGCCAAGGCCGAGACCCUCGCCAAACAAUAAACACCAUCGAAGUGAAUAAGAAAAAUGUGACACAUUUUUAAGAGAUAAUGGUUGGGAAAUCAACUCAUCAGUUCAUUCAAUAAAUCAGUACCUCAAUUAUUUGUAUAGUAUAA
Molecule: messenger RNA, 1742 nt
Organism: Fopius arisanus
Lineage: Eukaryota; Metazoa; Arthropoda; Insecta; Hymenoptera; Braconidae
Gene: ATPsynbeta
Product: ATP synthase, beta subunit
Exons: 4
Coding region: 67-1629 (520 amino acids)
Biological process (GO): proton motive force-driven mitochondrial ATP synthesis; proton transmembrane transport
Molecular function (GO): ATP hydrolysis activity; proton-transporting ATP synthase activity, rotational mechanism; ATP binding
Source: RefSeq, a predicted model, not a curated record